Fusarium odoratissimum NRRL 54006 is the source of this 1950-nucleotide messenger RNA. RefSeq lists its product as uncharacterized. Bases 538 to 1716 code for a protein of 392 amino acids. Lineage: Eukaryota; Fungi; Ascomycota; Sordariomycetes; Hypocreales; Nectriaceae. The record is from RefSeq and is a predicted model, not a curated record. The transcript is spliced from 2 exons.
CACAGUAUUAGUCUCCGUCUUCAACCUCACACCAACGAACACGGUACCCUCGCGAUAUUCGACAGGUCAGGCUUUCCCCAGCGCCUCAUUCAGGCCACUGGGUCGGGGAGGCCAACCAAAACCGGGCUCCGUCCCGCGGACGCAGACUCAUCAUGUCGGCAUCCAUUGCCUAGAGCAAGCCGCAUUUCUUUGUUCUCUGGCUUAGCAAGCACACACUUUCAUUUCGUCAAAGAUUUACGCCAACGCCAUAUGGCUAACUCCUUUGUGUUGAAAUAUCUGAAGUCAGAGCAUGUUGGGGCAGAUGAGCAGCACAUAUGUCAUCCUUUCUUUAAGGUCGAGCGCCAUUUUAUUCCAAUAAUAAAAUAUUUAUCAUCCUGCCAUGGGAGGGAGGGCUACUCCUUGUUCCUCAUAACACUUCACUCUCCCAUCUUCCAGAGCCAGCAGUGUCAAACUCCUGGUUUAUGUCUCAUUCUUGUCUGCCUACUUAUAGCCUGUCCAAUAUCUUCGUGAAACUCCUUCUUCUUCGUCAUAUCAACUAUGACCACAGUCGCCUCUGAAGCCAGACCUCGUCCAUCCAUAGAACCUAUCCGAACUUCAGGCCCUGGUCUCAAUGUCCGAUCUUUGCGAUCCCGUAUCAUCCAAAAGAGCCCGUCAUGGACCCCUUCACCCCUAUCACCCCACAGCCGACCUCUUCCACAACUUCGAGAGCGCGAAGAUGAUGAUAUGAAGCAGGAUGAUGAUACAAAAGUUGAUCAGCAAGAACCCCGAAAGCGUGAUCUUCCCAAGCUUGAGUCCGGUUUACGCAAUGUCUCCUUGAGACCCAUUGCACCUCUUUCUCUCCCAAGCCCAGGCCCCAGCACUUUGCCAUCUCGGCGCUCUCCCCUUUCUGCGCCACUCUUAGCUCCUCCCGUUUUUCAAAGACCUACUCUAGCAGAUGAGACAAGAAGCAUGUUGCUUCAGGAGUCAGAUGCAGAGCGAGGUGGUGAAUCCCGUCAUGUCGACUAUGAGCGCCGACAAUCUGCCCCUGGUGGUCCUCUUCACGCCAGAGCCAUGCACCUUGCUCGACAAAGAGAGCAUCAUCGUCGGCGAUGGAUCGCAGCCUCAUACAGACCUCGUGAGCCUGAGAUAUUUGUGCUACCUGUUGAGCUUUGUCGCUUGUCUCAGUUAUCUUCGAGUGACGCAGAAGCGUCUUCGCCCUAUCCUUCGGAGAGACGUUUGACUACCCGUGUGGCUGUUCAUUCGCCUGGCCGGAAGUCAAUUAUACUCACUAGAACCUUCGACUUGGACGAGUUAAGAGCUACACUUCCAGUUAUGAGCCCUCUUGAACGACAUAAAGAGAAUAGGCGUGCAUCAGUUGUCACUCUUCAACCUCCUUCUGUCAGCUCUCGAGCAUCCUCCCCCGGAAUCUCUCACGAAAGACGUCAUUCCCAUGGCGUUCUCCCUAGAGUAGAUGCAAAGCACUCGCCGGCUUAUGAGCGCAGAGGCUCCCGCCAAGGUUGCGGCCCUGUCGCUAUACGCCUCAGCUAUGCUCGAACAUACCUUCCCGUUCUGGCUGCUGUCAUUCUUUCAGAGCACGUUCGUCCUGGCGCCACGGUUGAGCUCCCCCUCCCGCAUCCUCAUGCUUGGGGGGACACUGUCGCACACGUUUAUACUCGACGAGUCACACUUACUGAGCCCAUCAAGCAGAACAUCCUGUAUCUUGGAGGCUCAGUCUAAAGGAACGAGAGAACAAAUCAAGGACGUUGGUGCGGGAGAAUGUUUGAGCCUCUUGGACAUUAGGUCUUGAUGGGUAACUGGACUAUGGGAGGAAACUUUUCAAUAUGUCUUGUAAUUUUGGGUGUCACUAGCGAGUCAAUGCAACAGUUCCAUUCUUUAUCCCCCGAUUCCUUUCUGCAACAGCCACUGCAGUUAAGGGGCGUCGAUAACUUCAAUGCAGAGACUAUACGAAUG